Molecule: messenger RNA, 3805 nt
Organism: Linum trigynum
Lineage: Eukaryota; Viridiplantae; Streptophyta; Magnoliopsida; Malpighiales; Linaceae
Source: the annotation of a GenBank genome assembly
ACAAAUUGUCCAAAUCCAUAGAAAUAUAAAGCACUAUGUUCCAUGACCAACAACCACCAAUAAGACCACGUUGUAAAUGGGAAAAAGAAAGUAAGAUGUGCAUAGUGAGCAACAUAUAUUAGCAGAUGAAUUUUCCUCAUUAUUAAAUUCAUUCGUGUUUCAUUUUCUUGAAAUCAAAUCGAACCGUUUAAGCCUCUUAAUAGUUCAUUUUUAAGGAAACUACUUGUUUCAAAUUUUUUGGUUUUUAUUUUCGAUACGAUUUGAUUAUACAAAGCAAUCUCCCACCCCAUUCAUACAUAUAAUAGCUUUCAUCAAAUAAUAAAACCUUUUUCUUUUAAUAUAUUUAUGUAUGUUAGGGAUGAGGUAAGAAGACAAACCCUUUCAUACUCACUAAAAUUCAGUUAAUUCUUUUCAUGUAACUUUAAACUACAAUUUUAUCAAACUUAGAGAACUUGAAUCGCUUAUCUGUCUGUGGUAUCCUAUUAGUGAUUUUCAAUGGCUAAACCCAACCACACAAAGAGCUUUCCUGAAAGUACACCUGACCUAAUGUGUAAUAAAAAGAAAUGAAUUCAUCAUCAAUGUAUACUUCUCUCAUAGCAACAAUGAAAAAAUCAAAUAAUUAAUGUUGGAUAAUAUGAAGAUCGAAAUGAAAGAUGGCAAAGUGUGCCAUACAUAGGACUGUCAGUUUGGAUUCAAUUUUUUGAUUUCGAUCCCAAACUUUUUUUACUUUUCAUUUUUUGUUUGGUCAAAACCGAUAAAAAGGAAAAAAAAUCACAACCAAUACACAACACACUCGAUAUUCAACUAAGCCUCGGGUUUCAUUUUCUUGAAAUCAAAUUGAACCGCUUAAGUCUUGGUUUCAUUUUGUUGAAAUCAAAUUGAACCGUUUAACCUUCUUAACAGCUCAUUUUUUAAGAAAUUAUGUUAUUUGAUUUUAUUUCCGGUUCGAUUCGGUUAAACAGAGCAAUCUCCUCCUACUUAUACAUACAAUAUCUCUGAUCAAAUAAUAAAUAUUUUUUUCUUUUAAUAUAUUCGAGAGUGUGUGAGGAAUAGGGUAAGAUGGCAAUAUUUUUUCUUUUUAAUAAAACACUCAAUAUUCAAUUAAGCCUCGGGUUUCAUUUUCUUGAAAUCAAAUCGAAUCGCUUAAGCCUCGAGUUUCACUUUCUUGAAAUCAAAUUGAAUCGUUUAACCCUCUUAACAGUUCAUUUUUUAAGGAAAUUAUUUUAUUCGGUGUUAUUUCCGUUUCGAUUCGGUUAGACAAAGCAAUCUCCUCCUACUUACACAUACCAUUUUUUUGACCAAAUAAUAAAGUUUUUUUCUUUUAAUAUAUGUGAGUUUGUGUGAGGGAUGAGAUAAGAUGGCAAGUUUCUUCAUCCUCACUAAAAGAAAAAAUUAAAAUAGUAAGUUGGUAAAAAGUGUACCUAGCUUUUAUAUAUAUAUAUAUAUGAUAAUGUCAUCCACGAGUAUAAACAUCAACAUUUUUAAAUUAGAUCGGUUUCCCAUCAACAAAUAAUCACUUGAUCCAGAUAGCACGCAAGUUACUAAGACACUCAUUUUAAUUACAAAUAGGUUUCAAGGAAAUGAAAUUAAUGAUGGGAAGAAAAAAAAAAAACGGCAACUUUACGUUAACCCCUCAGUCAAGUUAUCUAUGUACUAUAUUAUAUCUCUCUCCAUUAUUUUUCUCUCUGCUGUCCAACCUCUGUUAUGAGAUUAGGGUGAGAGUUUCAGAGGCAGAAGAAGAAUGAGGACCCGACGCGGCGGAGCGUCUCCACCGCCACCUCCAUUUCUCGCCACCGGUUGCCUCCUCCUCUUACUGAUACUUGAGGAUGCGGCGGCUGCGGCGGAUGUGGACACCGGAGGGUUGAGCAGGGAGAGCUUCCCAAAGGGUUUCGUGUUCGGAGCUGCCACGUCGGCGUAUCAAGUGGAGGGCAUGGCCGAUGGAGACGGUCGGGGGCCAAGCAUUUGGGACGAAUUUAUUCACUCCAAACCUUCAAGAGUGUCUGGCAAGGCUAACGCAGAUGUUGCAGACGACCAAUAUCACCACUAUAAAGAGGACGUGGAUAUCAUGGUAAAGUUGAACUUUGAUUCCUACAGAUUUUCAAUCUCAUGGUCAAGAAUUUUCCCAAAUGGAACUGAGAAGGUAAACGAGAAAGGGGUUGCUUACUACAACAGACUGAUAGACUACUUGCUCGAAAAAGGUAUCACUCCUUUGGUAAACAUUUAUCACAAUGAUUAUCCCCUAGCACUGGAUAAGAGGUACAAGGGUCCCUUGGGCCGACCAUUUGUGAAGGAUUACAGAGAAUAUGCAGAUUUUUGUUUCAUGACAUUUGGAGAUAGGGUAAAGAACUGGACGACGAUCAACGAGCCUAGACCCAUCGCCUCCCUAGGGUACGACGUCGGUUCGUUUGCUCCGGGGAGGUGCUCUAAGGCCAUCUUCAACUGCUCCGCCGGAGAUUCUGCAACCGAACCUUACAUUGUUUCACACAACUUGCUCUUGGCUCAUGCUGCGGCGGUCCAGAUAUACCGCACCAAGUAUCAAGAGAAACAGAAAGGAAGGAUAGGAAUUCUCCUCGAUUUCCUUUGGUAUGAACCCCUCACCAGAGGGAAAGCUGACAACUACGCUGCUCAAAGGGCACGAGACUUUCAUAUUGGAUGGUUUCUUCACCCCUUGGUCUAUGGGGAGUAUCCGAGAACGAUGAGAGAAAUCGCCGGCGAGAGGUUGCCCAAGUUCACGGCAGAAGAGGCGACGACGGUGAAGGGCUCGUUCGAUUUCAUUGGCAUCAACCAGUACACAGCUUACUAUGUAUCGAAUGAAACCAAGGAGACGCCCAAGGAAAUGACUAGCUACCAGGCCGACUGGAAAGCUAAAUUUUCAUUUGCAAAGAAUGGAGUCCCAAUUGGUAAAACGAUCCCAUCGUCUGUUUGGAUCAUUGACGUGCCAUGGGGAUUGUACAAAUGUUUGAUGUACGUGAAAGAGAAGUAUGGCAACCCCACCGUCAUCUUGUCCGAAAACGGUAUGGAGGAGCCUGCGAACGUGACGCUUCCGAAGGCACUGCACGACACGACAAGGAUAAGGUACUACAAAGGUUACCUGAGGCAGCUGAAGAAGGCCGUCGACGACGGAGCCAACGUGGUCGGAUACUACAUUUGGUCGCUGCUCGACAACUUCGAAUGGGCGACGGGUUACGACUCGAGGUUCGGGAUCGUCUUCGUCGAUCGGAGGGAUAGUCGGCUCAAAAGGUAUCUGAAGAUGUCGGCUUAUUGGUUCAAGAAGCUACUCCAGCGGUAGAUAGACGAUCUGUACGUACGUGCAUGUAUCAGCAGACAAAGAGAGAAAGCAUGUUGAGAGAAUAAUCAGAGCCCUAAUCCUCAUCAUCAAACCUUAUAUCCAACUAUGUUGAUCCAUAUUCCAGCUAUAUAUGCCUGACACUCUUGUUGUUGGCGCAUCAGCAUCGUAAAACCAUUUCUACCGUCGUUCCUUCACCUCAUUUUCAAGGUCAGCGCUUUUGCUAGAGAAGUCGAAACUAGGGCUGCAAACGAGCCGAGUCGAGUCGAGUUUUUGCUUAGCUUGAGCUCGGCUCGUUUAUUAAUUUUUCAGCUCGAGCUCGGCUCGAACUCGAAUUUUGAUAAUCCAGCUCGAGCUCGAGCUCGGCUUGAAUAAAAAUAAUCUAGCUCGAGCUCGACUCGGUAGAGCUCGAUAAAUGCUCAUUAACAUAGCUUGUUAAGCUGAGUACAAGCUCGGCUCAAGAUGAGCUCGAUUUAAAAUCAUUUUUGCUGGAAAAAUGUAUAAACAUAAGAAUUUAAA